Molecule: messenger RNA, 1491 nt
Organism: Aureobasidium musti
Lineage: Eukaryota; Fungi; Ascomycota; Dothideomycetes; Dothideales; Saccotheciaceae
Source: the annotation of a GenBank genome assembly
AUGGAUUCCGAACGCUACAAUGAAGCAGAAGAGAGGAAGUCGCUGGACAGCAUCAACAAGGACAAUGUCUCUAUCACACAGACCGGCUUCAUCACCACUCUCGAUGCCAAGAAGGAAAGAGCAGUGGUAUGGAAGCUAGACUUGCAUCUCCUGCCUCUUCUCGCUGUCAUGUAUCUCUUCAACUCUCUGGACAAGUCCAACAUGGGCAAUGCCAAAACUGCCGGUCUGGCCAAGGAUCUCGGUCUCAAGGGUCACCAAUACAACCUCAUCUUGUCGAUCUUCUACGUGCCGUACGUGCUCACUGCACCCUUCCUCGCUGCAUUGGGAAAGAAGUAUGGUCCCAGCAGAGUCUUGCCGUGCAUGAUGUUCGGCUUUGGUACCUGCACACUUCUUGUCGUCGCUGUGCAGAACUUCGGAGGUCUCAUGGCGAUUCGCUGGUUUUUGGGUAUGUGCGAGAGUGCCUUCUUCCCUCUCGUCAUCUAUUACCAAACAAUGUUCUAUCGUAGAGGCGAACUUGCCCGUAGACUCGCCAUCUUUUACGCCGCACAAUCUAUCGCCAGUGCUUUCUCUGGCCUCCUCUCAUUCGGUGUCUUCCACAUCCAUGGCGGUGCUUUGAAGAACUGGCGCUACCUGUUUAUCAUUGAGGGAGCUGCCACUAUGAUUGUCUCGGUCAUCGCUUUCUGGUACCUACCUCUCUCGGCUGCCGAUGCCCAUUUCUUGACUCCCGAGGAGAGAGAAAUUGCCGUCCACCGUAUCCAAGUUGACAGUUCGUCUGUCGUCAACGAGGAGUUCAAGCUGGGCAGAGCUCUUACCAUCUUCAAACAUCCCAGUACAUGGGCUUUCUUGCUUAUUGAAAUUUGCUUGGGUGUACCUUUGCAGGGUGUCCAGCUCUUCCUCCCUCAAAUUGUGCAGCGAUUGGGUUAUGGAACCAUCAAGACUAAUCUUUACACCGUCGCUCCCAAUAUCACCGGCGCAGUCAUGUUGCUCAUUCUGGGUUUCUCUUCUGAUCUCACUCGUUGGAGGUUCCCCUUCAUCGCUCUUGGAUUCUUCUUCACCUUCUGUGGUUUCAUCAUCUAUGCAGCUAUUGACGUUAAGCAUUCGUUGACUGUAGCUUACUUUGCUACUUUCAUGAUGACCUGGGGAACAUCAGCACCUUCGGUCCUUCUCGACGUCUGGUACUGCAACAACAUCGCAGACGAAAACAAGAGAGCUGUUCUGACUUCCAUCGCCGUGCCGAUGGCCAACAUUAUGGGUGUUUUGGCGUCGAACAUUUUCCUGCCGCAGCAAGCGCCGAAGUACAUGACUGCCCUUGUUACCACUGCUACUUUUGGUGGUACUGGUAUCGUGUUGACUCUCUUGCUUGGUCUGUGGAUGAUCUACGAUAACCGUCGUCGCGACAGAGCGCAAGGUGUCAAUCUGAGAGCUGCCGACGUGCCGACUGAGAAAUUGGGCGAUGGACCUGCUGCUGAUGAGUUCAGAUGGUUCUACUAG